Messenger RNA from Glarea lozoyensis ATCC 20868, 852 nucleotides. RefSeq lists its product as uncharacterized. The record is from RefSeq and is a predicted model, not a curated record. The transcript has 3 exons. Lineage: Eukaryota; Fungi; Ascomycota; Leotiomycetes; Helotiales; Helotiaceae. The coding region runs from base 1 to 852 and encodes 283 amino acids.
AUGGCAUUGCAGGAGGCAGCGGAGAGCGAGCAGACAGCAAUUGGCCGGGGCCGGCGCGCGAGGGCACGUAGGAUGGGUUGGAGGGCAGGUAGGAGGGAGCAGGACCGGCAAAAGAAGUGUAUCGAAGGCUCAGGCUCAGGCUCAGGCUGCGGGUUGUGGGUUGUGGGUUGUGGGUUGUGGCCGUGGAUUUGCGGUGCGCCAGACUCCAGCGGCGAUUUAAUACUGCACAAACGAGCAAGCGCGGUAGUGCGAGCAGACGUCGACAAAGGACCAGCAGGAGUAAAGCAGCGAGUGUCAGCGGCGAAGGCGAAUACCAGAUGGCUCAUGGCUCCAUCUGCUCGUCCGUAUGUCAUGGUGCCUCAUGGUGGGCAGCAAUUGCGAGAACGCAGACUUGUCAAUGGUUGCGUCGACGGCGAAUGUGGAAGAAGUCAGGCUCCAACGCAUAUCGACGUUCCUGCCAUGGAGUCUAACGAGCUUCGCGAAAUCCGUAAACGCCAGAUCCAUUUCACAGUGAAAGACAGCAGCAGCCGUACUCUCAGAACCCAAGCUGUAUUCUCCGGGCCUCAGAACAACCCAACAAACGGGUCAAUCAGUCCAAAGAUCCAACUCACACAUCACCAGUAUCAGCUCCAUACCACAAACCAUCCAUCCGCAGCUGCAGCCCUUCGUAGCCCUCUUCCCGCCCAUCUCAUCCCAAACACUGAUCUAGUAACAUCUCGACACCCUCAAACCAUAGAUCUAGUAACCCUAUCUCCCACCCUCCAACCAGGAACCUGGCAAACACAAAGUCACAGAGCGGAAAAGGGCAGCCGCGAUGGGACAAAAAUGGUGAUACGUAGUUUUGACUUCUGA